This is a messenger RNA of Prunus armeniaca (apricot), 1845 nucleotides long. The record is from the annotation of a GenBank genome assembly. Lineage: Eukaryota; Viridiplantae; Streptophyta; Magnoliopsida; Rosales; Rosaceae.
AUGGUGCAAUAUAACUUCAAGAAGAUGACUGUUGUACCAAAUGGGAAGGACUUCAUUGACAUAAUCCUAUCUCGCACCCAGAGGCAGACCCCAACUGUAGUCCACAAGGGUUGUGCCAUUUCCUCCCUCCGCGGGUUCUAUAUGCGCAAAGUGAAAUUUACCGAAGAUAGUUUUCAAAAGAAGCUCUCCACAAUUAUUGAUGAGUUUCCUAGGCUGGAUGACUUCCACCCUUUCUAUGGCGACCUUCUUCAUGUUCUCUACAACAAAGACCAUUACAAGCUUGCACUUGGCCAGAUCAACACUGCAAGGAACCUUAUUGGAAAGAUUUGUAAAGAUUAUGUGAAAAACAAAUUAGGCAACACAUGGCAAGGCUACCUUCGAUUGACCAAGACACUAUUGAUUUGUGGCUAUCCGAAUGUUGGAAAGAGCUCAUUCAUUAACAAGAUCACUAGGGCUGAUGUGGAUGUCCAGCCAUAUGCUUUUACCACUAAGUCACUCUUUGUGGGACAUACAGAUUAUAAAUACUUGAGGUACCAGGUAAUUGAUACACCAGGAAUUUUGGACCGCCCAUUUGAAGACCGUAACAUUAUUGAGAUGUGCAGCAUCACAGCUUUGGCCCACUUGGGAGCUGCGGUGCUGUUUUUCUUAGACAUCUCGGGGUCUUGUGGGUACAGCAUUGCCCAACAGGCAGCUCUUUUUCACACCAUUGGAGGGUAUAUCCGAAAAAGACAAGAAGUUGGCAUGGAGAUGAAAGCUGAUGCUAUGAAGACAACGAUUGGUCUAGGAGGUGAGGCUACGAAUGAUGAGGGGGUACUCUUGACCAUGAGCACUCUGACCGAAGAGGGGGUGAUUGCUGUAAAGAAUGCAGCUUGUGAGAGGUUGUUGAAUCAGAGAGUGGAAUCGAAGAUGAAAUCCAAAAAGAUAAAUGACAGGUUAAAUCGUUUUCAUGUUGCAAUGCCAAAGCCACGUGACAAUAAGGAAAGGUCCCCAUGUAUACCUCUGGCAGAUUUAGAAGCUAAGGCUAAGCAAGCAGCGGGGAAGGAAAAGAGAAAUACAGAAAAGGAUUUGGAGAAUGAGAACGGUGGUGCAGGUGUAUACUCUGCCAGUUUGAAGAAGAAUUAUAUCUUAGCUAAUGAUGAAUGGAAAGAGGAUGCCAUGCCAGAAAUUCUUGAUGGGCACAAUGUAUACGACUUUGUCGUUCCUGAUAUUUUGCUUAGGCUUGAGGAGUUGGAACAAGAAGAAAGACGCCGGCAGGCAGAGGGUGAUAAUGAUUUUGAGAUGAAUGGAUUGGAAUUGACUACAGAAGUGCAAAAGACACUGGCUGAGAUAAGGAAAAAGAAGAGCUUGCUUAUUCAACAACAUAGAAUCAAGAAAAGUACAGCAGAGAGUCGACCAACUGUACCAAGGAAAUCUGACAAGGACAGGGAGUUCACAACAAAGAGAAUGGGGAGGCAGCUAUCAAAGUUGGGGCUUGAUCCUACUAUGGCUAUUAACCGAGUUCGAAGCAGAUCUGUCUCUACUAGGGGCCGGAGGAGGAAGAGAUCACUUGACAUGGAUGAUACUGAUGGUGGUGAUGCUGUGGAUAUGGAUACACCCAACAAGAAGCAAUGCAUGUUAUCUAGAUCCUGUUCGAGGUCAAGAUCUUGGCCUCAAACUGAAGUUGUCCCUGGAGAGGGGUUCAAGGACUCUGCUCAAAAGGCUAGGGCACUACAAAGGGCCAAUAAAUCUAAUAAGAUGAGAAACAGGAAUGCUCGUCGUGGAGAGGCAGAUAGGGUCAUUCCCACUUUAAAACCAAAGCACUUGUUCUCUGGAAAACGCUCAAUUGGAAAAAUCCAAAGGCGUUAA